This is a messenger RNA of Copidosoma floridanum, 1227 nucleotides long. It is a transcript of the gene TrpRS-m, whose product is annotated as Tryptophanyl-tRNA synthetase, mitochondrial. Gene Ontology annotation, biological process: mitochondrial tryptophanyl-tRNA aminoacylation. Lineage: Eukaryota; Metazoa; Arthropoda; Insecta; Hymenoptera; Encyrtidae. Gene Ontology annotation, molecular function: ATP binding; tryptophan-tRNA ligase activity. The record is from RefSeq and is a predicted model, not a curated record. Gene Ontology annotation, cellular component: mitochondrial matrix; mitochondrion.
UCCCGAGAUCUAAAGGUUGAAGCUUACUAGAGUUUUUGUUGAUGCAUUUUGUUAAUAAAUAAAUUAAAAAUGUUAAAGAAAGUUUUGACAUUGGGUCAAUUGUGUUCAAAUCAGUUAAAAGUGUUCCCCAGUCAAUAUAUAAUACGGACAUUAAGAAGAUUGUACUGCAGUAAGGAAGCAAAAAGUAUAUAUCCUAAAAGGAUAUUCUCGGGGAUACAACCGACCGGCACUGUACAUCUAGGUAAUUACUUAGGCGCGAUUAAGGGUUGGGUCAAUUUGCAAAAUGCUGGCGAAGAUGUAAUUUACAGCAUUGUUGACAUGCAUUCCAUUACCCUGACACAAAAACCCUUAGAACUCAAAGAAAAUAUCAUAAAGCUCACAGCUACUUUGUUAGCCUGUGGAAUCGAUCCAAAAAAGAGCAUCUUGUUUCAACAGUCAGUUAUUCCAAUGCACGCGGAAUUGAGCUGGAUAUUUUCAUGUCUAGUGACAAUGCCUAGACUAGCUCGUCAACCUCAGUACAAGGAGAAAAGUGAAACCUUAAAAGACGUGCCUUUAGGUUUAUACAUUUAUCCUGUACUACAAACAGCUGACAUUCUAUUGUACAAAGCUACACAUGUGCCUGUAGGUGAAGAUCAGGUACAGCAUAUACAGUUGGCUGAACAUUUGGCCCAAAAAUUCAACUCAACGUUUGGUAAAACGUUUCCUAUGCCGAUUUCAAUCGUUAACAGGGAUGCUGGGCGCAUCAAAAGCUUAAAAGAUCCAGAAGUGAAAAUGUCCAAAUCAUGUACAAAUGUCAAAAGUCGAAUUGAUUUAACUGAUACUCCUGAUGACAUACUUAUUAAAGUGAAAAAGGCAAUCACAGAUUUCACGUCGGAAGUAACAUUUGAUCCUGAAAAUCGACCCGGUAUAGCUAAUUUGAUCAAUAUUCAUUCUAUGCUUAUUGAUAAAACUCCAGAAGAAAUUUGCCAAGAUGCCAAAGGUUUAGAUACAGGAAAAUACAAGUUGCUUCUGGCAGAUAUAGUUAUCGAAAAAUUGAAUCCAAUAAGGAAAGAAAUAGAAGCGUACUUGAGUGAGCCUGAGUACUUGCAUCAAUUAUUACAAGAAGGUGCUCGAAAAGCCGAAUCUAUUGCUGUUCCAAAUUGGUUAGAAGUUAGAAAUAAAGUAGGUUUUGGAAUUGACACAUUGUCAAUAAAUUUAAGUAGUAAAAGGUCUCAAGCCAUUAGAUGA